This is a messenger RNA of Kluyveromyces marxianus DMKU3-1042, 1011 nucleotides long. It is a transcript of the gene BMT2, whose product is annotated as 25S rRNA (adenine2142-N1)-methyltransferase. Gene Ontology annotation, molecular function: rRNA (adenine) methyltransferase activity. Gene Ontology annotation, cellular component: nucleolus. The coding region runs from base 1 to 1011 and encodes 336 amino acids. Lineage: Eukaryota; Fungi; Ascomycota; Saccharomycetes; Saccharomycetales; Saccharomycetaceae. The record is from RefSeq and is a predicted model, not a curated record. The transcript has a single exon.
AUGCUUUCUCGAAGAAAGAGAACUAUUACUGGAAAGCCUGUCAUACCAAGUGUUCCGAAGAUCAAGCCAGUGAAAGCCAGGAGAAUCAUCCGAAGAUUUCAUUUAUUAAUUCAAAAACGCAGAAUUAUAUGUCAAAAACUGCGAUGCAAAAUAGUAGAUAAUGACGAGGAAGCCAAUGUCAAUUAUAUUCAGAAAUUUUUUGAGAAGAAUAUAUCGCUACGUGAAAGCUACACUUCUGGAAAGGAAAGCUCCCACCCGAAUAGUGAGUUAGAAAAGCUUCUAAUAAGUGUUCAAAGUGUUGAUGACCGUAAUGAACUCUGUAGAGUCUUUGGGUAUAUUUGCGCAGAGAUUCAAGAACAUGGCGGUUUACAGAACUACCAAAUGGCUAGUACCGUUGGACAAGAUGCUAAUAGAGGAGGGGAUUCUUCGAAGCAGUUAGUUAGUUGGUGUGAAGAGCUUUCUUUAGAUAAAUCGGUGGGUAUGACUGCAUUAGAAUUAGGCUCUCUUAGUGCAAAAAAUUAUAUUUCGACAUCUGGCAUUUUCAAUCCUGUUGUGCGAAUAGAUCUAAACUCUAACGACCCUGUUAAUAUCAAAAAGCAAGAUUUUAUGGAUAUGGAAAUUCCGAAAAAUGAGUCCCAGAGAUUUGAUCUGAUUUCAUGUUCUUUAGUUCUCAAUUUCGUGCCAACACCCAUUCAACGGGGCCAAAUGAUCUGUCGAUUUCAAGAAUUUUUGAAGCAUGAUAAGAGAACUUACCUUUUCAUUGUUCUUCCUCUCCCAUGCAUAACAAAUUCCCGUUAUAUGAACCGCAAUAGAUUCUGUCAAAUGAUGGAAUACCUCGGGUAUUCGGAAGUUAGGUACAGAGAAGCGAAGAAACUUGUAUAUUGGCUCUUUGAUAGAGAUCCUUCUAAAAAAUCCAAAGGUACUAAAGAAAUUGCCCAGUUUACAAAGAAAACAAAGAUUGAAGAUAAGCCUGGUAUGAAUAACUUUGCCAUAACAUUAAUGGCCAAGUAG